CCGGAAGUCAUGAGCGCAUUUCCCAGCUCUGGAAGACGAGUGUUGAAAUGGUAUUUUGUCCACAGUUUAGACGUUUUUUAAACUAAAAAAUGGCGUGGAAAAGCAAAGGCUCCCCUCUUCCUCCGGCCUCCUUACAACUCCUUGUCCCUCCAGUGAGACUUAUGUCUGCCUUCAUGUGGCGAGUAGUGCAGCAGCACAGUGUGAUGCACUACGACAAGCUGGUGGACUUCAUCAGUUUGGCGACAGAGAUCGUCCCAGAGCUUCUGAGUCCCAGCCGGAGAGCUCAGCUCAUCCUGGGCCUGAGAGCAAAGCUGGUUCUGGAGCUGUGUCGUGGUGAUGGCGCCGCCAACCUGCAGACCAUCCAGAGCCACCUGGAUAAAAUCCACGCCUGCAGCGCAGAACUGAGCUCGGCCGAUCAGAUGGCUGGUGGUGACAUACUGAAGACCUCUUACACCAACUUUGCCAGCCUGGUUCAGAACAUUUUGAGUGUCCCUUUUGAAAAGAAGUUAUUCUUCCAAGAGGUUUUUCCUGCAAACUACGGCUCCAGCUACGACCAGAUACUGCAGCAGCUGGUGUCUGAGUUCCUGUCCAGGCUGGAGCAGCUGCUGCCAGUACCAGACCUGCAACAGGCAGCAGCAUUGCUCACUGAAACAACACCUGUGUUGGAAGAAUUUGGGCAGCAUCUGUCUGAACCCUUUGCCCUGGAGACUCUGCUGCUUCAUCACAGACAGUUGGGGACUCUCAGCUCUGCUCCUUCCAGCAGCGAGGAAGACAUCCUUUUGUCCACCCUGGUCCUCCCUGUUCCAACUGGCAUGGACAGGUUCUCUGGGUCUUACAGUGAGGGCGAUGAUUAUGACAACGAGGAAGAGACCCUGGCAUUGGAAGAGUUAGAAGAAGACUUAAGUCAAAGCUCAUACAUCACUGCAGAUGAGUGGUUGCCAAAAAAGGAAUCAGGUCGUCUGUCCCAUUCAUUCAUCUGCCCUCAGUGUUCGUUCACCCACCGCACAAAGAGGAAGGUCCAAGAGCACAUCCAGAGUGAGCACCACAUAACAGCCUCCAUUCAGGAAAAAGCUUCUGUGAAAAAGGCCAGAGCAAAGACGCCGCAGAAAAGUAAAGACUUGAACGAAAAGAAGAAAGUCGACGGCAACUCGGUGAGAACGAGGAAACGUAAACAAAAAGACGGUGCUGAACGGGAACGCAAGCUUAAGAAGGACAACUUGGAAAACAAGGAGCGACGCAGACGGAAAGAGCCCACGGGGGAAGACAAAAGGUUCCUGAGCAUGCGACCUGUGACCAAAAACUUCACAGAGAAGGAAACCAAAUGCUUGGAGUGCGAAAAGGUUUUCGAGCAUCCGAAUCAACUGAAGACUCACAUGAAGCUCCACAGCUUCCCGUACCGCUGCAGCCAGUGCGAGAAGGGAUUCACCAGCCCGUCCGGUUAUUAUCAGCACCAGAGGCUCCACAAGAGAGGACGGAUAUUCGUCUGCAGCCAGUGCAACAAGGGCUUCCUGUGCAACUAUUCGCUCAAGCAGCACCAACGGCUGCACCAAGGCCCCAGCAACCUGUGCCCGAUCUGCGGGAAAGGCUUCAGCAAAGCGGGCAUCACCAGACACAUGCAGAUGCACCGAGGGGAGAGGAAUUACUUGUGCACCACGUGCGGCAAAUCCUUCCUGUCCUCAGGGGAGCUGCUGCUGCACACUCGCUCUCACACGGGCGAGAUGCCGUACACCUGCACCCACUGCGGGAAGGGCUUCUCCAGCAAGAGCCACCUGAACGUCCACACGCGCUCGCACACGGGGGAGCGUCCGUACCUGUGCCCGGAGUGCCCGAAGCGUUUCCUCACGCUGAACUGCCUGAAGCGGCACACGCUCAGCCACAACGGGGUGAAGCCAUUCAAGUGUCCGAGCUGCGAGAGAGAAUUCUCCCAGCAGGGCAAUCUGAAAAGACACCUGGCGACUCACAAACCUGACACGUGAGGCGCCGCUUGUUGUUUUAGUUAUUUAAAAAUCUGUGUAAAAUUAACUCUAUUUAUAUCAGGGCGAAUGAACAGACACUCUGGGCAGUUAUUCAUUGUGUAUUAGCAACAAUGAUAAUAUGUUGUCUGCUUUGGUUUCUUCAUUAAAGACAGUUGCACACUGCUGGAUUUGUACAUUACAGACUUUUUAACUCCUGUGUGUGUCACAGUUGAGCAUUUGCAACAUUCAGUCUUUCACCACUGGCUUAAGAAUGAAAAAAUACAGCUAUUAAAGCUAUUUUAACUCACUGUCCCUUAUGUGAGUGUGAGUUUAUAACCCAGCAGCUGUGAGGCAGGGCUCAUUUGAUCCAUGAUGAAGUUGAGGCCUGAUUCUGUGGUGGAACAAACAGCAGGAGCCUACAGUGCCAUGAGGGCGGUUGUGCCAGUUUGUUUUAUUUGAGAGCUGCUAAAGUGCAAUGGGUUCAGGGUCAUGUUGGGAUGGUGUACAUUUGAUAGCUUACUGCAUUUGUUUGUAGGUGCUAAUGUAUUCAAAACAUAACAUAGUCAGUGACAACAUUCGACUGAUGGCUCACUGUGACUGAUGACCAAUCUUAAUGAGUCAGUGUGUAGUCGCCUAUUUCUAGUGGGUUUAAUGUCUUUCACAGCUUCUUUUAAAAAAAUGUAUUUAAUAUGGAGUCAUCAGCCCUGUGGCCCAAUAAACAGUGAUCGUGUGACUGCAGAAUAUCAUACGUGUGAAU
Molecule: messenger RNA, 2712 nt
Organism: Chelmon rostratus (copperband butterflyfish)
Lineage: Eukaryota; Metazoa; Chordata; Actinopteri; Chaetodontiformes; Chaetodontidae
Product: zinc finger protein 773-like
Exons: 8
Coding region: 90-1976 (628 amino acids)
Biological process (GO): regulation of transcription by RNA polymerase II
Molecular function (GO): RNA polymerase II cis-regulatory region sequence-specific DNA binding; DNA-binding transcription factor activity
Source: RefSeq, a predicted model, not a curated record